Fusarium odoratissimum NRRL 54006 is the source of this 1896-nucleotide messenger RNA. RefSeq lists its product as uncharacterized. The record is from RefSeq and is a predicted model, not a curated record. Bases 1 to 1896 code for a protein of 631 amino acids. Lineage: Eukaryota; Fungi; Ascomycota; Sordariomycetes; Hypocreales; Nectriaceae. The transcript is spliced from 8 exons.
AUGCCGCUCUUACUCGCACCAUACGAUGAUGCCAUGCGUCUGGGCAUGGGGUUCAACUCGUACACCCAGACCAUGUGCAUCUACAGCUACAGCGCCGUCGAAGCUACGGAUGAGAACAUGAUCACGUCGCAGACUCUACCGCCAAAGAUUACGUACUCGUCUAAGCUCUUCGAAUGGGUGUCCGAGGUCGUUGAUACGAUGGAUAUUUCGCGCGCUGCCACCUCAAGACCGGCAGGAUGGAAGUCCAAGGACACAUCAACUGUCAAGAAGGCUUCAACCGACUCUACCAUGGACUUGGGCAAUAUUUGCAAAGUAGCUACGAUCACAUCCGUCAUCCAGGGUGUAAAAGUCGAAGAUGUAACAGCCAUACGUACCAAGUACAAGGAAAAUCGUAGCUUCAACGAAUGGUCGACGUAUCAGGUCCUGAAGCCGCUUGAUUACGACAGUGUUGCUUCAUACACCUCCAAGCUCUUCGACAACUAUAUGCAGUACAAACACUUGUCCAGAAAGGUUCAGGAUAUUAUUUCUCACCUAGAUUACCUCGCAGCUCAGGUUGACAAACCUAGGGCUAUUUCACUUGAACUGAAUACUCUCCUGGCUGCUCGCAGCGCGAUUGAUAAAGAUAUAAACAAGAUCGUUGUAGUUGUGAACACUUUGACACGGCACCCAGAAGCUAACAAUCCCAAGGACGAGCUCGUGUACGGUAUUAUCAACGAAGCCCUUUUGGAGUCGCCCCAACCUGGUUCACUUGAAGAUUCCCAAGUACAACACAAUUUCUUCCUGCCUUCUGUUCCAGGUUACUCGCCGAGUGAGACGAGUAGCGGCGUUGAGGAGCUUCAUACACCUUGGACUUUUGAUCUAGACUCUGCAAGUCUCAGUGGGAGAUCCCCUGUAUUUCGAGGUAAAACGGAGCCCUCCACUGAUCUGGCAAUGCGCGUGCUGGUCCAACCUGAAGUUUGGGCGGACUUGUUACCUGUGAAGAUUGAUCAUCUGACCAGUCUCAUCAACCAGAAGACUCAGACCGUUCCAGCAUUCACCGUCAAAUAUAAAAGGCUCCACAUUCUUGCUGCUGUAUUUGGGACACAUGACGUGGCAGUAAAGCUCCGGGAAUGGUCAAUUGAAACACUGGAGAUUACCCAUGAGUCUGAAUCACAGAAUGCCAAAUUUGUUCACCCUUCGCGAAGUACCUGUUUUAUACUGGGUGUAACAUAUGGCGGCAAGAUCUAUAGCUCCUCUGAGGAUCUCCUACGGUUUGUGGACAAUGCCGAUCAUGGCACCCCACGUGACUGGCUUUACAUCCACUUUAACCGCGAGACUAUCAAGGAUGAGCAUUUGGGCAAAGAUGGCAUGACGGGUGUUGUCUUAUAUACAUACUCGAUACUCAAUGGAGUUCAGAGUGCUGUUUCCAUGGGUACCGCUGGGUGUAUGUUGGUGGAUCAACGACAACUUACGACCGUCACCAAGGAGACAGUCAACGGGGCUAAUGAUAACUUGUUGAAGAAGGACAGCAAGGAAGUCAAAACCCACCAGAUCACUCUGGGCAAAGGCAUCGAGGCACCAGAAGGCUACUCUUGCACUUUCCAGAGCGGCACUCUCAAAGUCAGUCCCUCUGAGACGCCCUUUAUGCAGUUUAAGAAUGGUGUCAAGUUUGCCCUCAGGAACAAUGGUAGAUUUGAAGUGCUUGACAAGCAAGAUGAGGCCUUCUGGUCCAGCGAGGAAGUACCUGAAGGUCAGAUCCCUCGGCGCCUAGAAUUCUGCAAAGACGGCAAGUUGCGGCUUUGGAACACCGACGAGCAGGUAUACUGGACGCCGUUGAUGAACUUCACUCGCUGUGAAAGGAAGAUGGUGUUUUCAAGCGAAUUUCCACACUUGGAGAUCUAUAACAGUGAGGUUUAA